Anarrhichthys ocellatus (wolf-eel) is the source of this 6027-nucleotide messenger RNA. It is a transcript of the gene tnk2a, whose product is annotated as tyrosine kinase, non-receptor, 2a. Bases 1742 to 4861 code for a protein of 1039 amino acids. The record is from RefSeq and is a predicted model, not a curated record. NCBI's taxonomy places the organism in Eukaryota, Metazoa, Chordata, Actinopteri, Perciformes, Anarhichadidae. Gene Ontology annotation, molecular function: ATP binding; protein serine/threonine/tyrosine kinase activity; protein tyrosine kinase activity. Gene Ontology annotation, biological process: signal transduction; protein phosphorylation. The transcript has 20 exons.
CACCAAAGAAUACAAACAAAACGUCUGUUCUUCUUUAAGUGACCGUGGAAAUUUGCAACAAUCAUUUGAUUAAAUUCAUCAGCAUGUGUGCUGCUGUUGAAUGUUCCCUCUCUGCAUUAUUCUCCCUGCCUCUCUACUCUGAGUCUGUCAUUAAUUACAGAAGCACAAUAAAUCAUCUUCCUCGUGGAAACGUCCGACUGAGUCUCGCUCCGCUUCACUCUCCAUGCCACUGAAUCUAAGCUACAUUUAGCUUUCCUAUUUUUAGAGCAUCGCCCUCGAUAAAAACUCACGCACACAGAGAUGAAGCUCAUAAUAUAUGAUUAAAAUAUUAUUUGUUACAGUUGAGUUUAUUCUAUUUUGAAUGAAGCUCACAGGAAAGCUCAGCGAAUGAGCUUUUACCAAACAUACCGACAUGAACUAAUUUAUUCCGUGAUGUUAUAUAAAUUGUGUGCUUCGGCUGCAACAAUCUGUGUAAUUAAUAUUCAGGAAAACAUUUCAGUGAAGGUAGUAUUUUCCUGUGCACUGCUGAGGUGAAUAAACUAGUAGGUGUAAAAGCUAUUAUCCAUUAUAAAGGUAGAAAAUACUUUUUUAGACAGUUCAGAUGUGGGAAAGAGCCUGCAGACAGAUAUCACUAAUAUCAAAUACAGCUGUUUGGACGACUACAGAAGUUGCAAUCAUUACCCAAACAUGGUGUUGAAUCUUGGGGUUGUAGUCUGGAUUUUAAAAACACUGACGUCAAUUUUUUCUAAAAAUAUUAUCACUUUAAAUCAGGGUCUAAAUGUUUAAAACCCUUUUUUUUGCCUAAAAAAACUCACAUUUUAAAUGUAUUUUUUCCUUGAUAAAUGUCUUAAACAGCGGAUUUAGGCUUGCAACUAAUUUAUUUAUUUAGUAUCAUGUUUCUUUAUUUGUUUUCAAUUAAUUGAUCAAUUGUUUAUUCUAAAAAAGGCCAGAAAAUAAUAGAAAAUGUCAGUCAUCAUUUCCCAGAUCUCAGAGUUAUGUCUUAAUAUUGCUUAUUUUUUAAAAUAAGUAUUAUUGAAUGAAACCAUUUCUUAAAAAAAUUGUCCUGAAAUCAGUUCAUAGCAGAUUUUUCCAAAUGUACCACGUCAUAUUUGAUGUGAAGCAAAGCUGCUGUACCAGCUGCAUGUCUGCAUCCAUCAGAUGCAUGCUGGGAAGAGUCUCUCUAUUAUUUCUCUUUGCCCUGGCCAUUCAUCCAUUCACCCAUCCAUCUGUCCACCUAUUUGCAUCUACAUUCUCUCCCCUCCUCUCCUCCCAAGAUCUCUCCCUCUCCCUCCCUCUCAUCCUCUCGUUGGAGCUGCUGAAUUAUUUAUCGUCAGACGGUGCGGCUCGGGCGGCUGAGCCAGAAGGAGGUGGAGAGCUAUAGAGCGAGGGAGAGAUGGGGAGAGAAAGGGAGAUAAAGGGAAGUAUGGAGGUGUCCGACGCUGCAGGGAGCCGUGAGUCAGCAGGGAGAGAAAGACCCAGUGGGAGGAAGGACGGAGGGAGUUUAUAGAUAGCUUUAGGUGAUACGACUGGAGAGAGAGGCGUCAAAUGCCCCCCGGUGUGUUCGUGAACGUGUGUGUGCAUGCGCCUAUCGAUUGAGCAGAGAAGGUCAUGGAGCCGAGAGGAGAUUAGCAAACUAGAGUCGCAGCUAACGCCGCCUCUGAAUAGCAGCUAGACAGAGAAAGGAGAGAGAGAGAGAGAGAGAGAGAGGGACAAGCAGAGGACGAGAGGAGCUGCGUACAGUAUGGGGGAGAGCUAUGUGUACCAGCGACUCCCCUACGCCAGAGGAGAGGAGGAGGGGGAGGAUGAGGACGAAGAGGAGAGAGACGGGAGGAUCAGAGAGAGUGUCGGGGCACAAAUGAUGCAGUGUGAGGAGGGGACAGAGUGGCUGCUGGAGUUGCUGACAGAUGUGCAGCUGCAGCAGUACUUCCUGCGGAUCCGUGACGAGCUCAACGUCACGCGGCUCUCCCACUUCGACUACGUCAAGAAUGAAGACCUGGAGAAGAUCGGCAUGGGACGCCCGGGUCAGAGGAGGCUUUGGGAGGCAGUCAAGAGGAGAAGAGCCCUUUAUAAACGCAAGUCCUGGAUGAGCAAGGUGUUUCCGGUUAAACGGCCCGACGCCGACCCCCAGCAGCCCCUCCCUCAGGGGGCGUCGUCCGGCGUGGCACCAGCCAACAGCGAGCCGGGGGCCUCGCUCACCUGCCUGAUCAGAGAGUCGGAGCUGCAGCUGUUAGAGCGGCUGGGUGACGGCACGUUCGGGGUGGUGCGGAGGGGAGAGUGGACCGGACCCAACGGCAGAGUGUUGUCCGUGGCGGUGAAGUGUCUGAAGGCCGGGGUGUUGGACUCGGACGGUCUGGACGACUUCAUCAGGGAGGUGAACGCCAUGCACUCACUGAGCCACCAGAACCUCAUCCGGCUGUACGGCAUCGUCCUCACACAGCCCAUGAAGAUGGUGGCUGAGCUGGCCCCGCUGGGUUCCCUGUUGGAUCGUCUGAGAAAGCGUCAGGGUCACAUCCUCAUCUCCUCUCUGUGUAACUACGCUGUGCAGGUGGCGUGCGGCAUGGCCUACCUGGAGCAGAGACGUUUCCUCCACAGGGACCUGGCCGCCCGUAACGUUCUGCUGUCCACCAAUGAAACGGUGAAGAUCGGAGACUUUGGCCUGAUGAGAGCACUGCCAACACACACCGACCACUACAUCAUGGAGGAGGGCCACAAAAUCCCUUUCCCAUGGUGCGCCCCGGAGUCUCUGAAGUCUCGUACUUUCUCUCAUUCGUCCGAUACCUGGAUGUUCGGGGUCACACUGUGGGAGAUGUUCACCCACGGACAGGAGCCGUGGCUGGGCCUUAAUGGGAGCCAGAUUCUCCACAAGGUGGACGUGGACGCCGAGCGGCUGUGUAAACCAGACGACUGUCCACAGGAUAUUUACAACGUCACGCUGCAGUGCUGGAGCCCCAAACCUGAGGACAGACCGACUUUCAUCGCCCUCAGAGACUUCCUGCUCGAGACCAUGCCGACGGAUAUGAAAGCGCUGCAGGACUUUGAGGAGGAAGACAAGCUCCAGAUUAAAAUGAACGACAUCAUCACCAUCAUAGAGGGAAGGGCGGAGCACUACUGGUGGCGAGGUCAGAACAAGGGGACGCUGCGUGUCGGUCAGUUCCCUCGUCACGUGGUGACGUCGGUCGCCGGUCUGUCAGCCCACGACAUCAGCCGACCGCUCAAACACUCCUUCAUCCACACCGGACACGGAGACACGGACCCUCACAGGAGCUGGGGACAUGCAGAUCGCAUAGACAGUCUGUAUUUGGGGAACCCCAUGGACCCUCCUGACGUCCUCGGGGUGGACCCGAGCACCGCCAGGCCCACCAAACUCCCCAACCGCUCCAAGAAGCAACCUCCUCCUCGUCCGCCUCAACCUGCCGUCCAGCUGAAGAAGCCAUUCUACGACUCCGUGAUGGACGACUACGACGACGACGCCGACGACAGCAGCUCCUCGGGGCUGAAGAGGCUGGGAGUGUCACUGGGGCUGAAGCUGCGACCCUGGGAGGGGUCCGGCGUACGCUCGGCCAAGAGCGAGGUGUCGCUCAUCGACUUCACCGAUGACAGCUUCAGCUCGACCACGCCCUCGCCGCUCACUGAGACGCGGCAGCCGGAUGAGGACACGCUGAAGGACACUCCGUCCAUCUUGGACUGGCCUCUCCCUCAGCCAUCUUACGACGUGGUCGCGACUGAGCUCGAGGACCAAUCGGAGGACCAGGAGGUGCAGUCUAUCAACAAGGGGUUUACCGAGGAGGGCGCGGCCACGCCCUGCGGCACUAUGGCGAUCAGGAGCGAGUCGCAGUCGGCCGACCUCUUCCAAGAACUACAGAGAGAAGUGAUGGUGAAGCUGCAGGUUCCGAUGUCAACGGGCCGCUCCCUCCCCUCCUCCCCGCUCCCCAUGCCUCUGGCUCCGUUGGGCCCCCACCGGCAGAUCUACCUGCCUCCUCCCUCCCCCACCUCCACGUCCUCCUUCUCCUGCUGCUUCGAGGACCGGCCGGUGCUGCCUCCCCGCAGCCCCGUCCCCCCGCUGCGUCCCUCCAAGCGCAACCUCACCGCCCGUACCACCCACCCGCAGCCGCGCUCCAGCUCCAUCUCCCUGGGCGAAGGGGAAGACACGCCCCCUCAGAUCCCACCCAGAGACCACGCAUUCUCUCAGCCGGGCUCCCGCUCCUCGUCCCCCCUCCCACUGGUUCCGCCGCUGUCCUCCUACCCCAUGGCCCUGCCUCCUCCUCCCCUCUCCAUCUCCCCACGAAGGGCGUCCGGACACCUGGGUCCCCUUCUAUCCUCCAACUUGUCCUCCUCCACUGCUCAAGCCACAUCACGGCUCGCAGCUCGUGGCUCCUCCUACGCAUCAAGCUCCUUACUGGAUCCCCUCACCUUUACUGAGGGGCGUGGCCUUUCCUCACUGGUUGACAGCUCUACUCCCGCCCCGCUGCCAGAGCGACCAGCUUUUCUGGAAAGAUAUGGAACAGCCAAUAUGGCGGCUGUGAAACCCAUGAUUCAGCAUCCCGGCGGAGCCAAACCAAACUCCUCCUACAACAACAACAACGGGCGAACUGCAGCUCCCAGCAUGCAACAGGAGCAGAGCGUCGCACAGGUCCAAGGAGCAGUACACGGUGUCACGCUGGAGGAGUGUCAGGCUGCUCUGCAAAUUCACAACUGGAGCAUUAUUCAGGCCAUAAAUCAUCUGAAGGUGGAGCAGUUGUUUCGUCUGGGCCUGCGCUCGAGAGCCGAGUGCGAGGAGCUUCUGCAGCGCUGCCAGCUGAACCUGGAACAGGCCAGCACGCUCAUGCUGGACACAUACGGGCCGCAUCGAAACAGGAAGUGACAGCCGGAGGACAAACUCAUGGUAAUGAACCACUGACGAGCUCCUGAUGUAAUUCGGAUCAACACUCCAGAACUCACCGCUCCAAGCACUCGAGCCACAGCGAUGCAUUCUAAUGGACGGAGCAACAGGAAGCAGAGUAUGUGCCUCACUGUACUGUACUGUGAAUUCCUGCUCUUACCCGCGUCAUACACACGCAUGAUCAUUAUAAGCUAACAGAGCAGUUCAUUGAAUGUGUCACUGUUACUUGAACAGUUGCUAUUUAUGUUGUUGUUUUUUUAUUAUUACGUUAAUAAUGAGACGUUAUGCUUCCGCUGGUAGCUACUGCAAACCUUUACUGUGUGUGUGUGUGUGUGUGUGUGUGUGUGUGCUGUGAAUGUGUGCAUGUCCAUGUGUGUGUGUGUGUGUGUGUGUGUGUGUUUGCACGCAUUAGCUUAUAUUAAUGCUUAAACACUGUAAAUGCCCAUGCCUUUCUGCUGUUAAUAAAGGGAUAUACAAUCAGGGACAUGUCAGCAAACGAUGUAUGUUUUUAUGAAAAUGUACCUAUAAGAUGCUGUAUUGUAUAUAGCAUAAAACUGAGUGUGGAUAUUUUUGAGGACACAUUAACUGCUGGUCAGAACAAGAUUUAUCUAGUUAGCAAAGUGAACAAGAUACAAGUAUUAUUAACGUACCUUUCGUGUUGUAAACAAAGCUUUUUAGGCUUUUUCAAAAGGGGGGAAUUUGAUCUUAUUGUAAGCAAUAAGAUUCCAAAACAGAAAUGUGACGAUAUCUACAAUCUCCUCAUGAACACAGGGUGUUAGGCACCGAUAUAAACCUCCACAAGUUAGUUAUUUAAAUACCAUUUUAAAUGUAAAAUGACAGCUGCAUGAUAAUCAUAAACACAUUCAACAGUCAUCCACCUGAAUCAGUAGGCGACUGCUACGUGUUGAGUGUGUGCAUGUGUGCUUAGCGCUGCAAGUAGUGAUAAAUGUCGUCGCUGACUAAUUACAAGCGGCUAAACGGAUCGGAAUGGAUAACAGAUUGUCUAUUGUUGCAGCUACUUUGCAUGUAAGAGUGCGUCACUCUGCUGUAUGUGACGCUGAACGCAUUAUACGUUAUAGAGCAGCUUAUUAAUGAAAAAUGCAAAUAUGGCCUCCGAUGUUUUAUAAUAAAGUGAAAUUUGAGUCCCU